Planococcus citri (citrus mealybug) is the source of this 1278-nucleotide messenger RNA. RefSeq lists its product as uncharacterized. The transcript is spliced from 3 exons. Gene Ontology annotation, cellular component: cytosol; nucleus. The coding region runs from base 107 to 1192 and encodes 361 amino acids. The record is from RefSeq and is a predicted model, not a curated record. Gene Ontology annotation, molecular function: adenosine kinase activity. Gene Ontology annotation, biological process: purine ribonucleoside salvage; purine nucleobase metabolic process. NCBI's taxonomy places the organism in Eukaryota, Metazoa, Arthropoda, Insecta, Hemiptera, Pseudococcidae.
ACGUCAUUCGAGGUGAUAAGAAUAACGUCGUUUUAUAAUUACAUUAAUCCGCACUUGGACAUCGAUAUAAAUGCCGAGUGAUGGUUUGUAAAGUAAACGUGUGAAAAUGAAUGAAAAUAAAUUUUUGUUAAUGGGGUUCGGUAAUCCCAUCAUUGACAUCAUUAUCGAUGAAAAUACCGAAUCGCUGGUUGACAAAUAUCAUUUGAAAAUCGACACGCAAAAUCAUUUACCAGUAAAAACAUACGACGAACUGCGACAGGAAAUUCUUAGUGGAGCAUAUAACAAAAUUUACGUUCCUGGAGGUUGUGUGCAAAACACCAUUCGCAUAUUUCAAUGGUUGGAAGAAGAAAAAUUUAGAACAAUUCUAUAUGGCAGCAUCGGCUCAGAUGAACGUGGUUCUUAUUUAACCGAGCAACUUCAAAAGGAAGGUGUAAUAACCAAAUUCGACAGAGUGACUGACAGAGCAGCAACGACGGAAGAUGCCAUCCUAUUAAUUCAUAAACAAUACCGAACUAUCGCUUACACAUCGGAAUCUCAGGCUGCGUGUUUCAAAUUUUCCGACGCUCCGUGCCAUUACCUGGAGACAGCUUUAUUAAGCGUAUCUGAUAGCAAAAUACUCUUAACCGACGGUUACUUUACUCUUCAUUGCGUUCCUUAUAUUUAUCGACUGCUGGAACAAUGUCAAAAGCACGACAUCCUCGUGGCUUUCAGCGCUGGAGGAGAAUCAAUUAUCAAGGCGAAUAACAUACGAGAGACUUAUUUACCCUUCGUGCAACGAAGCCAUAUCGUGUCCUGUAACUUACAAGAAUUCAAAGCGAUAUGCGAACGAGUUCAAAUUCACACCGAAAAUAUGAAAUCAGCUUUGGAAUCGUUUUGCCAAUUAUCGAAUGAUAUCGUGAAGACUGCUUCAUGCAAAUAUACGAGAAUUAUCGUAGUGACCGAUGGUGAAAAUCCGCUGCAUUGCUAUACGAGCGAAGAAGGCUAUGUAGUCUUUCCGAUUCUGGCAUUAGCAGUAAAUCAAAUAGUAGAUACGACCGGAGCAGGUGACGCGUUUAUGGCUGGCUUUCUUUAUGGUAUUUCUCAUAACAAAUCUAUCGACCAAAGUUUACAAAUAGGAUAUAAGACCGCUGUAGAAAUAAUACAACAGACUGGAUGUCGUAUACCAACAUCGCCUCCAAAUUUCAUCAACUAGUGAUAAAAUUUUGUAUGACGACUAUACUAACUACUAAACGAAAGGAUAAAAAUCACUGAUUUUAAUAAAAAUUGUAUCUACCUGUA